Messenger RNA from Metarhizium brunneum ARSEF 3297, 870 nucleotides. Lineage: Eukaryota; Fungi; Ascomycota; Sordariomycetes; Hypocreales; Clavicipitaceae. The record is from RefSeq and is a predicted model, not a curated record.
AUGAUCCCCCUCGCGGGCAAACACGCCGUCGUCGUCGGAGCCACCGGCACAAUAGGCGCCCACAUAGCCCAGGCCUUCGCCGCCCAGGGAGCAGUCGUAUCUCUCCUCGGCAGGACGGCCCUCCAAGCCCGAGCCAAACUAGAGCCCCAGCUCACACCCUACACUGCAUCACACGGCCAAAAUUCGCCAUCCGACACGCCUACUAGCCACCGCUUCAUAAGGCUAGACGUCGCCGACAGGGCGAGCAUAAAGCAUGUUUUUGACCCUCGUGCCUCCCAAGUAAGCGUCGCUGUGGUUGCCCGUUUCCGCCAUGGACGUGGUGUCAAAGCUUACCAAAGGGCCAAGCAGCACGCCGAGGCGGUUGGGCCGCUGGAUGUCCUCGUCAACUGCGCGGGUAUUUCUCAGACUACGCUUUUGAAGAGGACGCCUGAUGAAGAGCUCGCCAGUAUACUUGAUACGAAUCUGCUGUCCACCAUGCUUGUGUGUAAGCACGCCAGCGUUCGGCCAAACGGUGAGGACGCAAACCCGCCACGAGUACAAUGCAGCAGCAGCACACGUGUCGUGCGAGUUCUAAUGAAAAAGGCAGGCUGCAUCAUCAACGUCUCCAGCUUGAUGGCUACGAAAUCCGGCCUUGGUGUUACUGCGUAUUCCGCUUCCAAGGCAGGCGUAGUGGCUUUCACCCGUGCUCUGUGCAGGGAAAUGGCCGCCAGAUCUAUCCGUGUAAACGCUCUCCUACCGGGCUGGGUCCAGAGCUCUAUGUGGGAUCGUAAGAACUUCCUCCCCCGUUCUGUCCAGAUGCCCUUCCCAGCGUCCAUCCUCAUCUUGAUGUCGCCAAAUGCCAACCUGGGAGAAAAAAAACAAGCUGAAUAA